Molecule: messenger RNA, 597 nt
Organism: Strongylus vulgaris
Lineage: Eukaryota; Metazoa; Nematoda; Chromadorea; Rhabditida; Strongylidae
Source: the annotation of a GenBank genome assembly
AUGACUUGUCUAGAAGUAAAUCCAAAUCAGCCCGGUUGUACGUACGACAUUCAAUGCGAAGCAGUCUGGCCAGGAGCGAAGUGUAGAAUGGAUAGUAGCGUCGGAACCUGUCGAUGUCCAGAAGAAACUCACGUUGCUCGAGAAACUCGGGACGGUUGGGUCUGCGUGUCGUUAAAGGAUCACAGCACCGGCGCCACUGUACCACUUUACUUCGUGUGUCCCCUCCCAGAGGGUGCAGGAUUCAAAAUAGCUUUAAAUGAUCCGGAUCCUGCAAUGGGAUCAUUACCAGUCGGCUGUACCGUUGGCUCCACAGCUACUGUAGAACCAGUGCUUGGUCUACAUGGCGGAGGGGCGUGCAUCUGGCCUUCCAAAGACGAAUACAUUGGCGAUAUCUACGACUGUAUUCAGACCAGCCCUCAUGUGAAUUUGGCCACGAAAUUCCCGUUGUCGUCAUAUGCUCCUACUGCAGACGGUGUUUGCUGUCCUAGCCGAGCUCUUGCAUGUAUUCAACCUCAAGUGACUGGUCCAAAUCCUACAGAACCCCGUUGGUGGUACAACUCAGUCACUGGUAAAGGAUUUACAAUUUCUGAGUCAUAA